Messenger RNA from Pistacia vera, 1775 nucleotides. RefSeq names its product protein SCARECROW-like. Gene Ontology annotation, biological process: regulation of DNA-templated transcription. Gene Ontology annotation, cellular component: nucleus. The record is from RefSeq and is a predicted model, not a curated record. The transcript has a single exon. Gene Ontology annotation, molecular function: DNA-binding transcription factor activity; sequence-specific DNA binding. NCBI's taxonomy places the organism in Eukaryota, Viridiplantae, Streptophyta, Magnoliopsida, Sapindales, Anacardiaceae. The coding region runs from base 93 to 1631 and encodes 512 amino acids.
CCUUUCUCUCUUUCUCUCGUUUCUCAAACUCUCCCUAAACACUUUCCUUUAGUUCAUAUAGAUACGAUAACUUUGUAUACAGUUUUGCUUCAAUGAUGAAAGGAGGGUUUGAAGUGGUUCAUGGAGCUCUUGAUAUGAUGCAACCCCAUGAACCAUGGGAAUAUUCCUCUAUCGGGUUUCCAACUCCUACCUCUAACGUCUCCUUCCCAAAACCAAUGAUCGAAAAUCGUUGUGUAAACUUGGAGAGAAAUGAACUCUCCGAGUGGGUGGAACAUGUCACCAAGCAGCUCAUUGAUGACCUGCCGGAUGCUGGCACUGAGAGCUUGCAAGCUCAUGACCCUUCAAUGAUGUGUGAGGAUUAUCACAAUCCUGUCUCGUCAUUUUUGGGUGACUUAAGGCCAAGAAAAACCAGCAGAAGAAGUUAUUUUGAUGCCAAUGGCGGCGAAGAGCUUCAAUGGAGCAAUGAGCUUGGAAACCAAACAAACAUUUGUGAAAGUGGAUCAAGUAGUAGAGGAUUGAAUAGGUUAGACGAACAAGGGUUAAGCCUAAUAACCCUCCUUUUGGAGUGUGCGGUUGCUAUUUCGGUUGAUAAUCUUGGUGAAGCUCAUAGAAUGUUACUUGAGCUCACCCAAAUGGCUUCCCCAUAUGGUCCUUCUUGUGCUGAAAGGGUUGUGGCCUAUUUUGCAAAGGCCAUGGCCAGUAGGGUUAUCAAUUCAUGGCUAGGGAUUUGUUCUCCUUUAAUUAACCACAAGAGUGUUCACUGUGCCUUUCAAGUCUUCAAUAACGUCUCUCCUUUCAUCAAAUUUGCACACUUCACCUCCAACCAAGCCAUUCUAGAGGCUUUCCAUCGACGCGACAGGGUUCACAUAAUAGACCUUGACAUCAUGCAAGGUUUGCAAUGGCCAGCCCUUUUUCACAUCCUUGCCACACGUAUCGAAGGCCCUCCACACGUUCGAAUGACCGGUAUGGGCACUUCAAUGGAGAUUCUAGUUGAGACAGGAAAACAACUUUCCAAUUUCGCAAAGCGACUUGGAAUGUCAUUUGAAUUCCACCCAAUCGCCAAAAAAUUCGGAGAAGUCGAUGCUUCAAUGUUGCAAGUCCGCCGAGGAGAGACACUAGCCGUGCAUUGGCUACAACAUUCGUUGUAUGACGCCACGGGACCAGAUUGGAAAACAAUGAGACUCCUUGAAGAAUUAGCACCAAGAGUUAUCACAUUGGUUGAGCAAGAAAUCUCCCAUGGUGGAUCUUUCUUGGACCGUUUUGUAGGCUCUCUCCAUUACUACUCGACCCUAUUUGAUUCACUAGAAGCAUACUUGCCAAGCGAUGAUCCGAGUAGACAUCGGGUUGAGCAUUGCCUUCUCUACAGAGAAAUAAACAACAUAUUGGCAAUAGGAGGCCCGGCACGAAGCGGGGAAGAUAAGUUCAGGCAUUGGAGGAGUGAGCUGGCGAGGAAUUGCUUUAUGCAGGUUCCAAUGAGCAGCAACUCAAUGGCUCAGGCACAGCUUAUACUAAACAUGUUCCCUCCGGCUCAUGGGUAUAGCCUCGUCCAAGGAGAAGGCACACUGAUGCUCGGAUGGAAAGAUACUAGCUUGUUUACUGCAUCUGCUUGGACCUCUCAUGCUUCAAGAUAGCAGCUAGCUGAUCGAUAUUAAUGUUUUUGUUGGUGCCCAAAACCCUAGCAGUUAAGUUGUAAAGAUUAGAGUUAUGGAAAAGGGAUAUAUAAUAAUUAAUUAUAAUCAAGCAACAAGCUAAAGCUAGGUACUGCAGUUGUAACU